AAGUUCGGCUCAAACGCUGCCCUGUGAUUGGCUGAUCUGAAGGGGACGCCCUACGUCACUGUGCUGCCCACGGAUUGGCGGAGGGAGAACCCCCCCCCUCCCCCGCCCCCUAUACCCAGCCUCAGCCUCCUGCUCCGGAGCUGUGAAGACGCUCUGGUUGUUAAGACGAUUCGUCCCGCCUUCUAGGGACCUAUUUUAGCUUUGUUAUUGGCUGCUAGUAUCAAGGAAUCCCGGCGUGGACAGCGCGAGGGAAAAGAUGGCGGCGAUGGCGGUCGGAGGUGCCGGUGGGAGCCGCGUGUCCAGCGGGAGGGACCUGAAUUGCGUCCCCGAAAUAGCUGACACACUGGGGGCUGUGGCCAAGCAGGGGUUUGAUUUCCUCUGCAUGCCUGUCUUCCACCCGCGUUUCAAGAGGGAGUUCACUCAGGAACCUGCUAAGAAUCGGCCCGGCCCCCAGACACGAUCAGACCUACUGCUGUCAGGAAGGGAUUGGAAUACGCUAAUCGUGGGAAAGCUUUCCCCAUGGAUUCAUCCAGACUCAAAAGUGGAGAAGAUCCGCAGGAACUCGGAGGCGGCCAUGUUACAGGAGCUGAAUUUUGGGGCAUAUCUGGGUCUUCCAGCUUUCCUGCUGCCCCUUAAUCAGGAAGACAACACAAACCUAGCCAGAGUUUUGACCAACCACAUCCACACUGGCCACCAUUCUUCCAUGUUCUGGAUGCGGGUACCAUUGGUGGCACCAGAAGACCUGAGAGAUGAUAUAAUUGAGAAUGUACCAACUGCCCACACAGAAGAGUACAGUGGGGAAGAGAAGACAUGGAUGUGGUGGCACAACUUCCGAACUUUAUGUGACUAUAGCAAGAGAAUUGCAGUAGCUCUUGAAAUUGGGGCUGAUCUCCCAUCUAAUCAUGUCAUUGAUCGUUGGCUUGGGGAGCCCAUCAAAGCAGCUAUUCUCCCUACCAGCAUUUUCCUGACCAAUAAGAAGGGAUUUCCUGUUCUUUCUAAGAUGCACCAGAGGUUGAUCUUCCGGCUCCUCAAGUUGGAGGUGCAGUUCAUCAUCACUGGCACCAACCACCAUUCAGAGAAGGAAUUCUGCUCCUACCUCCAGUAUUUGGAAUACUUAAGCCAGAACCGCCCUCCACCAAACGCCUAUGAGCUCUUUGCCAAAGGCUAUGAAGACUAUCUGCAGUCCCCGCUUCAGCCGCUGAUGGACAAUCUGGAAUCUCAGACAUACGAAGUAUUUGAAAAAGACCCCAUCAAAUACUCUCAGUACCAGCAGGCUAUCUAUAAAUGUCUCCUAGACAGAGUACCAGAAGAGGAGAAGGAUACCAAUGUCCAGGUACUGAUGGUAUUGGGAGCAGGCCGGGGUCCCCUGGUGAAUGCUUCCCUUCGGGCGGCCAAGCAGGCUGACCGGCGGAUAAAGCUAUAUGCUGUGGAGAAAAACCCAAAUGCUGUGGUGACGCUAGAGAACUGGCAGUUUGAAGAAUGGGGAAGCCAGGUGACAGUAGUCUCAUCAGACAUGCGGGAAUGGGUGGCUCCAGAGAAGGCAGACAUCAUUGUCAGUGAGCUUCUGGGCUCCUUUGCCGACAAUGAACUAUCACCUGAAUGCCUCGAUGGAGCACAGCAUUUCCUGAAAGAUGACGGUGUGAGCAUCCCUGGGGAGUACACUUCCUUCCUGGCUCCCAUCUCUUCCUCUAAGUUGUACAACGAGGUCCGAGCCUGUCGGGAAAAGGACCGUGACCCCGAGGCCCAGUUUGAGAUGCCUUAUGUGGUACGGCUGCACAACUUCCACCAGCUGUCUGCACCCCAGCCCUGUUUCACUUUUAGCCAUCCCAACAGAGAUCCUAUAAUUGAUAACAACCGCUACUGUACCUUGGAGUUUCCGGUGGAGGUGAACACAGUGCUACAUGGCUUUGCAGGCUACUUUGAGACUGUUCUUUAUCAGGACAUCACUCUGAGUAUCCGUCCAGAGACUCAUUCUCCUGGGAUGUUCUCAUGGUUUCCUAUCCUCUUCCCCAUUAAGCAGCCCAUUUCAGUGCGGGAAGGUCAGACCAUCUGUGUGCGUUUCUGGAGAUGCAGCAAUUCCAAGAAAGUAUGGUACGAAUGGGCUGUGACAGCACCAGUUUGUUCUGCUAUUCACAACCCCACAGGCCGCUCGUACACCAUAGGCCUCUAGCCCUAUGUGCAAUGUCUACGGCUUUGGAAGCAGCUUUAGGUUCUGUUCCUAGAACAAGAAGGUGCAGUGUGUCUCUUGGUGCAGUCCAUCUAUGAAGCCUUCGCUCAUCAGAGAAGCACACUUCAGUCUUUCCUACCUUACAUCAGGGUAGUCAAGGGAUAAGGGUUAAUUGCGUGGCUCAUGCCACCAAUCUGUGAAGGCCUCAGUUCAGAACAUGAGGAAUUAGUAAUGCUGGAUCUGAUGCUACAUCAACUGGCACUCAGCCUCAAGAGAACAUGUGGACUGAACACAUUUUCAGUCCUUUCCCUGCCCUCCUCUGUUCUUGUUUUGAUGGUUUGUGUAAGAAGGAAACACAAAUAAAGUGAAGUUAUGGCCCUUUCUUGCUCUAUCCUGAUGCUCCCUGCCUGUUUUCCCACACCUCACUUAGAUCCAGGCAUGUUUAGGUCUGUGCCCUUAUCCUGUCCAAGACCUAAGGGGUCUAGCUUUAAUUUCCCACUUAAGCUGAGUGAGAGUUGGUGUAGCUUAGUGGUAGAGUGUUUAUCUGACAUGUAUGCAUGAGGUCCUCCUCCAUCCCCAGCAACAACACAUAAAGUUGAGAGGUAACUCUUGGACUCCUAGAUACAGGCCUUUCUGACCAGUCCAUUACAACUUUUGGUUAGGCUCUUCUCUGGAGAGAAGGCAUAGAAUUUGACAGGGAGGAGCUUCCCUUCUGCUUUUUUGAGAUGCUGUACUGCCACCCCCAUUGUUAAUUCUUGGGAGAGAAACUGGAAGCCAUUCAGGUAUCUCCAACAAGAGCUACUAUUUUGUUUGAAUAAAAUCACAGGGUUGGUGGUUGCUGAUGGCUCACAUCUGUAAUCCUAGCUACUUAGGAGGCAGA
Messenger RNA from Castor canadensis (American beaver), 3047 nucleotides. It is a transcript of the gene Prmt5, whose product is annotated as protein arginine methyltransferase 5. NCBI's taxonomy places the organism in Eukaryota, Metazoa, Chordata, Mammalia, Rodentia, Castoridae. Gene Ontology annotation, biological process: peptidyl-arginine N-methylation; regulation of DNA-templated transcription. Gene Ontology annotation, cellular component: nucleus; cytosol. The record is from RefSeq and is a predicted model, not a curated record.